Spea bombifrons (plains spadefoot toad) is the source of this 1091-nucleotide messenger RNA. RefSeq names its product T cell leukemia homeobox 2 (gene TLX2). Gene Ontology annotation, cellular component: nucleus. The record is from RefSeq and is a predicted model, not a curated record. The transcript has 3 exons. Gene Ontology annotation, molecular function: RNA polymerase II cis-regulatory region sequence-specific DNA binding; DNA-binding transcription factor activity, RNA polymerase II-specific. Bases 1 to 726 code for a protein of 241 amino acids. Gene Ontology annotation, biological process: animal organ development; regulation of transcription by RNA polymerase II. NCBI's taxonomy places the organism in Eukaryota, Metazoa, Chordata, Amphibia, Anura, Pelobatidae.
AUGGCCCAGGAUCACAUCAGCUUUGGCAUCGACCAGAUCCUGAAUAACCCGGAACAGGCUGUGGGUCCCAGGAGCGUGGGGCAGGGGUAUCCGGAGGGCAGCAGCACCCUGUAUAACACGAGUACACCGCCCUGCAGCCUCAGCAUGAACGGGAACAUGCGCCCCAGUGGGGUCAUUAGAGUGCCAGCUCAUCGCCCCCUGCCCCACGGGCACCCCAAUUACCCCAGCCUGGGGGGCAGCAGCAGCCUCUUCCCCUGGAUGGAGGGCAGCAGGAGGGCAGCAAAGGACAGGAUGGCAGCCGCUCUGUCUCCAUUUUCUGUCACCCGCCGGAUCGGACACCCAUAUCAGAACCGCACGCCGCCAAAGCGCAAGAAGCCGCGCACGUCCUUCAGCCGCUUGCAGAUCUGUGAGUUGGAGAAGAGGUUCCACCGGCAGAAAUAUCUGGCGUCAGCGGAGAGAGCGUCGCUGGCCAAGACUCUCCACAUGAGCGACUCUCAGGUCAAAACCUGGUUCCAAAACCGCAGGACCAAGUGGAGGCGGCAGACGGCAGAGGAGAGGGAGUCCGAGCGCCAACAUGCCAACCGCAUGAUGCUGCAGCUCCAGCAGGAGGCUUUCCAGAAGAGCUUGUCUCAAUCCCUGCCCCGGGACCCUCUGUGUGCCCACAAUGCCUCCCUCUGUGCCCUCCAAAACCUGCAGCCCUGGGCAGAGGAAGCCCCCAGCACAUGAUGUCUCCAUCUGAACUGCCUCUGCCUCCUGAGAAGCUGCAGCUCUGGCCCACAGGAGACAACCUCAUCUAUGCGCCCUACGAGGCUAUGGCAGGUGACAUUGUGUCAGCUCCGGGGACAUUGAGCCCGGAGACCCCAAAUUCUGCCUUCUGCAUUCACCGUCAGUCCUUCUUUCUGCUGCUCCUUCCGACACAAGGAAACCACAAAGAUGCCCCCAUGUGUCGCACAACAGAGGAUAGAAAAAAUGUGCAGCCUGUGCGUAGAAGCAGUAUAUGGCGCUGGAGCACGGACAAUGUAAAGAGACAUACAGUCUGGGGACCUAUAGUCUAGAAAAGGGACCUUUAGCAUAGAAAACUGCCUUAUAAA